UCUGCAUAAAAAAAAUGCAUCCUCAUUUUAAAAUGCAAAUAUUUCUAAAUACGUUCCAGAAAGCAGAAGCUGUGACACCCUAAAUAAACUGCACAGAGAGACAGAAGAUGUGACAGAAAUACACUGAUGCCGUAACAAACGAAGGCAGAGAAAAAUUGCUUAAUAUUUGAUAAAGUGGUAUUUAAUCCAUAGUAAGGUGGAAAAAACUGGACUGAGACAAUGAGAAUAUCACUGAAAAUCAUAAUUCACUUGAUGACAGUUAGUUUGAGAUUAUCAUCUGUCACAGGAAACAGAGGAGAACGUGUCGACAUAAACUACGGGGAUGACAUCACACCAGUGGCAUUAAACCACCGUAUGGGAGAAACUGCCCAAAUUGAGUGCACCUAUCCAGACAGCCAUGAGAACUAUGAGAAGUUCCUGUGCAAGGGGGAGAAUCCUUCUAACUGUGAUCAGCUGAUAAGUACAACAGCGGAGGAGAGAAAUGUGCUUAAAGGCAGGUUUGAUAUAAGGGAUAAUAAAAGAAAGAAGUACUUCUAUGUGUACAUUAACAAUCUGAGCACAGGCGACUCUGGGCCCUACUGGUGUGGCUCCACCAGGACCGGGGAGCAUGUUGGGUACACCAAAUUCCUCCUUUAUGUUGAAGACCAGAAGACCAGAAGAUUAGACCUUCCAGCUCUGCAGACAACUGAAUCACCUACAACCCGUAAAGUUCUCCACACAGAUCUGAUUGCCGUUGUGGUAGUGAGUCUGCCGUUGUUACUGAUACUUGUGCUUGUGUUUAUAUUGUGCAAACACAGACUCCCCAGGAUUCAAGUGUGUUGUUCCGCGGGGGAUCAUCAGGGCAGAGGACAAACGAUGAACAUAACACAGAGGAAAAUCAUGGAGACCACCACUAUGACGAGAUACAGAUGCUGAACCAGCAGGCGAGCUUAGGAAACCCACCUCUGUCCGUUUAUGCAACCGUCAACCCUCCCGCGGACCAGCUCCACUAUGCCAGCAUCAAUUUCCAGAAGUACUCUGUCAAUGUCUUGACAGACAGGAAUGCACCUCCUGACACAGAUUAAAAAUGCUGGUCGGCCUGUGAAUACUCCUCUAUCAGUAGGUCUCAGGGUGACACCCAUCCUGCAGCAGCAGAGCAGACUCUCUGUUCUACAGUCACAAAGUCUGGGGAUCAAAAGAUGGACCGACUUUCACCUGUUGAUGUCAACUGAGAAGUUACAGGCCUGUUGUGAGGGAUUUGCAUUUGUCCUAUGUGGCCUACAUACACCCAGAAUAAAGAAAUGUCAUUUUGGAAACAUUUUUGAGUGAUGGACUUAUAAUUUGGUACAAUGUAGAGUUUACUAGUAAGCUAAUUAUUAUCUGUUCAUGGCUAUGUAGUGAUGUGACAUAUAAAUGUGAAUAAUAAUGUCAAUGUGCUCUGAAUAUGAUGAUUUAUAUCACGUUUGCGUCAGUCAUUGUGAGUAAAUCUCACACGUCACUGAUUAAAAUUGUUUUAA
Anoplopoma fimbria (sablefish) is the source of this 1496-nucleotide messenger RNA. RefSeq names its product CMRF35-like molecule 5. The coding region runs from base 220 to 915 and encodes 231 amino acids. The record is from RefSeq and is a predicted model, not a curated record. Lineage: Eukaryota; Metazoa; Chordata; Actinopteri; Perciformes; Anoplopomatidae. The transcript has 7 exons.